This is a messenger RNA of Tarenaya hassleriana, 1636 nucleotides long. Its product is annotated as ribosome biogenesis protein WDR12 homolog. Gene Ontology annotation, biological process: ribosome biogenesis. Lineage: Eukaryota; Viridiplantae; Streptophyta; Magnoliopsida; Brassicales; Cleomaceae. The record is from RefSeq and is a predicted model, not a curated record. Gene Ontology annotation, molecular function: protein binding. Bases 94 to 1398 code for a protein of 434 amino acids. Gene Ontology annotation, cellular component: preribosome, large subunit precursor. The transcript has 13 exons.
GGCAAAAUUCCUAAACCCUAGCGUCUAUUUCCGUCGUCGUCGUCUUCUUCUUCCUCUGCAACCUGUAACCGGAGGCGCGAGGGUAAGAGAAGAAUGGAGUUCGAAGUAGGGGAAGAUUCCUCACGGAGGCUCCAUGUUAAGUUCGUCACGAAGCUUAACCCUCCAUUCAAAGUUCCCGCUGCCUCCGUCGCCAUCCCUUCCAAUCUCACGCGACUCGGUCUCUCUUCCAUCGUCAAUUCCCUUCUCCUUUCCGGGGAUCCUGAAUGGAAAACUGAAGCAUUUGAUUUCUUGAUCGAUGGCGAACUUAUUAGGAUGUCUCUGGAAGAGUUUCUUCUGGUCAAGGGCAUAUCGGCGGAAAAAACUCUUGAAAUUGAAUACAUAAGGGCUGUGGCACCAAGAAAAGAGGAAGAACCGUCAUUACAUGAUGACUGGGUCAGUGCUGUGGAUGGCUCUAAUUCUAGGUUCAUUUUGAGUGGCUGCUAUGAUGGCUUGGGACGUAUCUGGAGUUCUGCUGGAUCAUGUACACACAUUUUAGAAGGCCAUGCUGGUGCAAUCUCCUCUGUUGCUGUUGUCAACUCCAAUGGUGCAGAGGGUGUCACUGUAGCCACUGCAUCAAAAGAUCGGACAUUGAGAUUGUUUAAGGUUGAUCCAGCUGAAUCUGUUGAUCCUCCCACAAGAGUAAGGGCUUACAAGAUAUUGCGAGGGCACAAGGCAUCGGUGCAAAGCAUUGCUGCGCUAACAUCCGGGAACAUGAUCUGCUCAAGUUCUUGGGAUUGUACGAUAAAUCUGUGGCAUACGAACGAUUCUACCUCAGAAGGGGAGUCGGUGUCGGUGAAGAAAAGAAAAGGAAAUAAUCAGGCAGGGGAGACGCAGUCAGAGGGGGAAGCUUUGACUACAUUUGUGGGUCACACACAAUGUGUCUCAUCGGUAGUUUGGCCCGAGCACGAGACGAUCUACUCUGCUUCAUGGGACCAUUCUGUAAGGAGAUGGGAUAUUGAGACAGGGAAAGACUCUUUGAACUUGUUCUGCGGGAAAGCUCUGAACUCGGUGGAUGUUGGUGGUGAAAGUUCUGCACUUGUAGCUGCUGGUGGUUCAGAUCCCAUCCUUAGAGUGUGGGAUCCUCGUAAGCCAGGAACAUCUGCUCCCGUGUUUCAGUUUUCGUCGCACACAUCUUGGAUAUCUGCCUGCAAAUGGCACAAAACGUCAUGGUUUCACUUGCUAUCCGCAUCUUAUGACGGCAAAAUCAUGCUCUGGGAUCUCAGAACUGCUUGGCCAUUGUCAGUGAUGGAUACACACAAGGACAAGGUUUUAUCUGCGGACUGGUGGAAAGGCGACAGUGUAAUCAGCGGAGGAGCUGACUCGAAGCUUCGGAUUUCGUCCGAAAUCUCUAUCCAAUAAGGUCUCUCUCUCUCUCUCGCUCUCUAUGAUCACGAAUCUUCCUACACAUUGAUUUAUCGGAAGACCCUUAUCCUUAAUCCCAUCUCUCUGUUGGGUUGGAGCAAUCCAUUAAAAUGUCAUUGAAUGGAUCAAAAUUCAAAUGUUGUAAGCUCUUUGUUACUUGUCACAGAGAGAGACUUUUUUUUUUGUUAUUCUAUAUGUUUUUUUUAUAAUCUAUACUUUGAAUUUUGAAACGAAA